AUGUGCCAUUUCGGUCUCCUUACAUGUUGGGGGGUUCCAUUUUGUGAUUGGGUGCUGGCCCCCCGUACCGCUCCCCAUGCUCUGCCAGGCCCCUAAUCUGUCAUGGGCCCCUGUACCGCCUCUCAUGCUGCUGCCAGGUCCAGAGUGUGUCAUGGGUCCUGGUACUGCAUCCCAUUGCUGCUGUCUCCAUCGCACACUCUGCCAUGUGUCACUUUCAGGUCUCCUCACACUGUGGUGGGUUCCAUUUUGUCAUAGGGUGCUUGUAUGGCCUCCCUUUUGCUGCUGCCUCCACCGCCACUGUGGUAACCACACUCUUGUUUUGGCACCGGACUGCCCAAUUGAGUGUAGUGUGCGGUGAUUCUAGAUGACGGACACUCAUCUGCAUGUCAUACUG
Molecule: messenger RNA, 394 nt
Organism: Staurois parvus
Lineage: Eukaryota; Metazoa; Chordata; Amphibia; Anura; Ranidae
Source: the annotation of a GenBank genome assembly